Naumovozyma dairenensis CBS 421 is the source of this 702-nucleotide messenger RNA. RefSeq names its product mitochondrial 54S ribosomal protein mL67 (gene MHR1). The coding region runs from base 1 to 702 and encodes 233 amino acids. Gene Ontology annotation, biological process: positive regulation of mitochondrial DNA replication; DNA recombination. NCBI's taxonomy places the organism in Eukaryota, Fungi, Ascomycota, Saccharomycetes, Saccharomycetales, Saccharomycetaceae. Gene Ontology annotation, molecular function: DNA strand exchange activity; structural constituent of ribosome; single-stranded DNA binding. The record is from RefSeq and is a predicted model, not a curated record. The transcript has a single exon. Gene Ontology annotation, cellular component: mitochondrial large ribosomal subunit; nucleus.
AUGAACAAACUAAAAGUCAGUACUGCCAGCUCCCGGUUCCGUCCGGCCACAUGGUUAAAGAAAUCAGGCUAUGCCCCACAUGUUUAUCUCUUUAGGAAUCUAGAACAGGGCCAAGUACUCUACAGUCAAUUACCACAGGUCACUAAUCAUAUGAUUGAGAAGACAUUCAAGAAGAAAGUGGAUAGUUGGAUGUAUAAGAAACCCUCCACGAGGAGAGAUCUUUGGAAAUGUAUGUGUGUAGUGAAUAUGAAAGAUUACGAUGAUGGUGUAUUGUUAUUUCAAAAUUUACAAAGGUUGAGGUUUUUAAGAGAUUUUGCGCAGUUAGAUAAAGCUAAUGAGUUUAGAAAGAAAGAUUCAAAUGGUCAUGUUUGGUAUAGUGGGAAAUUUAGACCUACUUUCGCUCAAGAAGCUGUGGCGGAUUUAAGGGAAUCCUUAAUUAAAAUGCAAAAACAUGAUAAAAUUGAACAAGAAAAAGAUACAAAUGAGAUUGAUAUAUAUUGGGAAGACCCGUGGAGAAUGGGGGAUCUAGAUAAAUAUUGGACCCCCGUUUUGUCAAAUGUGAAUCACAAACUUAUAAAUAAUUCCGGCAACACGGCGAGAGAGGAAAGUGUAAUUUUGAAAGAAAUAAGUACUCAAACAUUGAAUGAAUUAUCAAUAUCAUCAUCCUCAUCAUCUAAAGUUCCAUUUUCGCCAGUUUUAUGA